ACUGUGUUGGUGUCAAGUGCUAUUGCCACAUACUAUUCAUAAUCACAACGCAAUAAAAUUCCAAUCAGAAAUAAUUUCAAAAUUAUCAUUUUUGAACGAUGGCUGAUGAAGAGCAAAAACUUAAAGCAGGACAUCCGCCUGCAGUGAAAGCUGGCGGCAUGCGAAUCGUGCAACACAAAAGUACAAACGCUGAGCGACCUGGCAAAGAUCCCGUCGAGGUAAUUGGCUUGUCGAAUCCGGCGCCAGCUGUGCAAACAGACGUCGUGGCAACGAGUAAAGACACGCAUAACGUGUCACACAAAGAGCAUCCGGCGCAUCAUCAGAAACCCGUGCAAAAUGUCCCGAAGCCAGUCGUGCAUAACAUUCAACAGCCUCAAAAGUAGAUUUUUUCGCUACUUUAAUACAACAAAAAAAAAUGAUUCCAAGCUCAUGAUGAUUCACGGAUCUCGUACGUCGGAUUUUCGGUGCAUUUUGACAUGUCUGCCUGCAUGCGUGCCAUGCAUUUAAUUUUUAAAAUUUUUCUUAUUUACAAAAGUCUUGAUUGAAAAAAGUUACUUAAAAUAAUGUGGAAUUAAUUGAAAAAAAUAUAUUUCGAAGGUGAUAUUUGGAGUUAUUAAAUUGAAGCAAAUCAAGAUAUUCAAAAUUAUUUACAGGAAAUUAUUUGAAAUAAAAAAUUUUUCUAAUCAUUGA
Messenger RNA from Culicoides brevitarsis, 690 nucleotides. Its product is annotated as death-associated protein 1. The transcript has 2 exons. Lineage: Eukaryota; Metazoa; Arthropoda; Insecta; Diptera; Ceratopogonidae. Gene Ontology annotation, biological process: negative regulation of autophagy; cellular response to amino acid starvation; apoptotic signaling pathway. The record is from RefSeq and is a predicted model, not a curated record. Gene Ontology annotation, molecular function: death domain binding. Bases 99 to 383 code for a protein of 94 amino acids.